Molecule: messenger RNA, 2059 nt
Organism: Hippocampus comes (tiger tail seahorse)
Lineage: Eukaryota; Metazoa; Chordata; Actinopteri; Syngnathiformes; Syngnathidae
Gene: ogfod2
Product: 2-oxoglutarate and iron-dependent oxygenase domain containing 2
Exons: 7
Coding region: 73-1167 (364 amino acids)
Molecular function (GO): iron ion binding; L-ascorbic acid binding; oxidoreductase activity, acting on paired donors, with incorporation or reduction of molecular oxygen
Source: RefSeq, a predicted model, not a curated record
GUAGUUUUGUGAAAAAAAAUAUCCCAAACAGGAAAUGUGUAAUGCAAAGUAUGGCAGCUGUCUUGUGUGUUGAUGUUUUGUAAGUUGUCGUCAGCACUUUUCUUAGUGACCACGAUGACAAACGAACGAAUAGGAGAUGCGCAGUUUUAUAUCUGUAGCUGUUUUAUGACAGACAACAUUUUUCUCGAGGACUACAAGCUUCACGUUCGUUUUAUGACAGAGGAUCAGUUCAGACGAGAAUAUGAAUCACUUCUGAAGAGCCUUGGCUGCGUUACGGAGCAACAAUUUGGGGAUGUCCUAAACAAGAUUUCCAAGGAAGUGGACAGGCGAUUGUGUCUUGCUGAGACAUCCCUGAAUAGAGCUGCUGUCAUAAAAAACACAUACCGGCCUCUGCAUCCUCAUGUCUACCAUUUGCAGGAGACGUUCCUUGCGCCAGAGUUCAAGCACAUUGUCAAGUAUUGUCAAAGUCAAAAUGUCACGCUCAAAAGUCUUUCUGACUUGUUGGCAAAAGAAACAGCUCCCAGGGUUUAUCGCUUCCCGGUGUUCAACAAGAGCUUCUGUGCGGAUCUGCUGAACGAGCUGGAGCACUUUGAGCGUUCUGCAGCACCCAAAGGUCGACCCAACACCAUGAACAACUAUGGGAUCCUCCUAAGUGAACUUGGCUUUGACCAAGGCUUUGUCACACCUCUUCGUGAGCAGUACCUCCACCCGCUGGCGUCUGUGCUCUAUCCUGAUUGUGGAGGUCACUGCCUGGACAGUCACAGAGCCUUUGUCGUCAAAUAUGACAUAAAAGAAGACCUGGACCUCAGCUACCACUACGAUAACGCGGAGGUCACACUCAAUGUCUCAUUGGGCAGGGACUUCACAGAGGGAAAUCUUUACUUUGGUGAUAUGAGACAGGUGCCUUUAAAUGAGACCGAGUGUUCAGAGAUAAAACACAGAGCAGGUGAGGGCAUUCUUCACCGGGGCCAGCACAUGCAUGGGGCCCUGCCCAUCUCUUCUGGUCAGCGUUGGAACCUCAUCAUCUGGAUGAGAUCUUCCCAGGAGCGCAAUAAACUUUGCCCAAUGUGCAAUAGGAAGCCAGUUCUGGUAGAAGGAGAGGGCUUUGCUGACGGAUUCACCAGACGCUCCACUCGGCUGCUUGCCGACUUCUGUGAACUCACCUGACAUAUUUGACUCGGAGUGUGCCUUCUCCAUUUUUGACAUGAGACAAUUUUUUUCAGAGGUACCACAACCAUCUACCUGGGUUGAUUCAAGUGGCUACUUACUGGGUAGGGAAGUUGAUGUGCUAUGUGAAGCUAGCGUCCGUAAACAACAGCUGAAUAUGGGUGUUGUGUCAGGUAAACAUUAGUGCUCUGGUGCCUGGUUCAUCAUCCAGACCCAAUAAACGCUGUGAAGUCGUGCACAUUGAAGUCAUUUUGUGUCAGAUGAUGGGACACUGGCCCAGGUCAUAAAUGCCCUGUGAAUUGUCAUACUGGUACCGGUAAUCAUUUGUAAAAUUGGACGUGAGAUGAUUCGUAAAAUGUAAACUGCAGUUAAUAGUGUGGUUUAUUAUUGAAUUAUGUUUCUUCUUAGUUAAUUCAAAAUGCUUUUUGUCCACUCAUGUCUUAAGAUGGGACAUCUUCCUGACACUUAUUUCACAUUAAGAAUGAAAUCAGAGCGCCAUUGUCGUGCAACCAUCAGAAACCAAAAUGUGUGUAGCUCAUCCAGUUUUUCUGACAGAAACUUCAGCCAUCUCAAAUAAUUACCCUCAUGUAGUGCGUUCAGUCAUUGCUUAUCAUGUGGCGAGACUUAGCGUGUAUGCUGAAAGGCCGUUGUGCUUGACAUCAUUUUUCUUGGCAGUUAAGUUGAACUUAAAGUUUCUAUCGAAAGAUGCCAGAAACAGCGCAUGUCACAAGACAGUAUUUUUAAUAUCAUAAAUAUUUCAGUUAAGCAACAAGUGAGGCAUUUUGACACAUUUUCCAAAUCGGCCUGCUCAUCAUUUCUCAUCCAGCACAGUAUUUGUAAAAACAAAGACUUGAACUGUCCACCCUGCUUAAUAAACCCAUAAGAACAUCAA